GAAGACUGUGGGUCCCGCAGCAGCAGCAGCAGCGUUAGCUUCCUUCCUCCGUGGAGUGUUUGUAGAGAGGCUGAUGAUGUGUGAGUGUUUGCAGGGAGAAUGUGUUCAGUCCAGCUUCAAGGAGAGUUUAUCAGCGAGCAGUUAACUCCUGCUGAAGAAACAUUGACGGAGGUUAAAGGAAGAGAGAAAAGGCCCAAAGUGGAGAUGGACGAUCAGCACAGACUGCUGGAUUUCACCAGGAUCCCCCAGAUCAUCUUACACCGGAUAGACCGCCUGCAGGAUUAUGUUGGAAAAGAAGAGGUUUUCUCUGAGCAGCAGUUCUCUGAACAGGAGAGGAAUUGCAGUUUGGACCAAGCAGAACCAGAACCUCUGCAGAUAAAAGAAGAGCAGCAACAGCCAGAACAUCCCUGGAUAAAAGAGGAAACCAUGGAGCUCCACAUAAGUGAGCACGAAGAGCAGCUUGUUGAGACUGGAGAUACAGAAAGGAACCCUUUCCCAUGUUUGAGAUGUGGAAAAAGGUUUCUAAAAAAACAAUAUCUAAUGGUUCACAUUAGAACUCACACAGGUCGGAAGAUUCACAAAUGUUGGUCUUGUGGAAAAAGGUUUACCGGAAAACAAUAUCUUGCUAGACACAUGAGAAUUCACACAGGUGAGAAGUUGUUCUCCUGUGCUCAUUGUGGCAAAAGUCUUACUACCAAACAUAGCCUGACUUGUCACAUCAGAAUUCACAGAGGUGAGAAGCCUUUUAAAUGUGUGUCCUGUGGAAAAAGCUUUACCCAUAAAGGUAUUUUUGAUAGACACAUUAGAUUUCACACAUGUGAGAAGACGGUCUCCUGUACUCUUUGUGGCAAAAGUCUUGCUAACAAACAUAACCUGGCUUCUCACUGGAGAAUUCACAGAGGUGAGAAGCCAUUUAAAUGUGUGUCCUGUGGAAAAAGCUUUACCCAUAAAAGUACUCUUAAUGGACAUAUCAGAUUUCACACAGGGGAGAAGCCAUUCUCCUGUUUCCUCUGUGGCAAAGGUCUUUUUAACAAACAUAUCUUGACUUCUCACAUAAGAAUUCACACAGGUGAGAAACCUUUCGAAUGUUUGUCAUGUGGAAAAAGCUUUAUCCAAAAAGGCUCUCUUGAUAAACAUAUCAGAAUUCACACGGGUGAGAAGCCUUUUAAAUGUGCGUCCUGUGGAAAAUGCUUUACCCAAAAAGGCUCUCUUGAUAAACACAUGAGAAUUCACACAGGUGAGAAGCCUUUUAAAUGUGAGUCCUGUGGAAAAAGCUUUACUCAAAAAGGCAAUCUUGAUAAACACAUCACAAUUCACACAGGUGAGAAGCCUUUUAAAUGUGGGUCUUGCGGAAAAAACUUUACUCAAAAAGGCCAUCUUGAUAAACACAUCAGAAUUCACACAGGUGAGAAGCCAUUCUUUUGUACUCUUUGUGGUAAAACUUUUACCAGAAAGAGUGGCUUCACUUCUCACAUGAGAAUUCACAGAGGUGAGAAGCCUUUUAAAUGUGGGUCCUGUGGAGAAAGCUUUACCCAAAAAAGCGCUCUUACGAAUCACAUCAGAAUUCAUACAGGUGAGAAGCCAUUCUUUUGUACUCUUUGUGGUAAAAGUUUUACCAGAAAGAGUGGCUUCACUUCUCACAUGAGAAUUCACAGAGGUGAGAAGCCUUUUAAAUGUGGGUCCUGUGGAAAAAGCUUUAACCGAAAAGACACUCUUGAUAAACACAUCAGAAUUCAUACAGGUGAGAAGCCAAUCUUUUGUACUCUUUGUGGUAAAAGUUUUACCACAAAGAGUUGCUUCACUUCUCACAUGAGAAUUCACACAGGUGAGAAGCCUUUUAAAUGUGAGUCCUGUGGAAAAAGCUUUACUCAAAAAGGCAAUCUUGAUAAACACAUCACAAUUCACACAGGUGUGAAGGCGUUCUCUUGUACUCUUUAA
Molecule: messenger RNA, 1938 nt
Organism: Cyprinodon tularosa
Lineage: Eukaryota; Metazoa; Chordata; Actinopteri; Cyprinodontiformes; Cyprinodontidae
Product: gastrula zinc finger protein XlCGF26.1-like
Exons: 3
Coding region: 100-1938 (612 amino acids)
Biological process (GO): regulation of transcription by RNA polymerase II
Cellular component (GO): nucleus
Molecular function (GO): RNA polymerase II cis-regulatory region sequence-specific DNA binding; DNA-binding transcription activator activity, RNA polymerase II-specific
Source: RefSeq, a predicted model, not a curated record